GUUGACAUGCCAGGAGACCCACGGGUAUUGGUCGUUGGGUAUCUGUAGGAAUCUUCAGGGUUUGGGAGACGAUUCUGUGGUAGGAUGGCGGAGUGACUGUAGGGUAUAGUGUGACCACCGCGGCUGCCAUAUUCGCAGUAAAUGGAUGGGUUGAGUGAUGGUGCUCUUCAAGUCUUGUGAGCCUGAGGGACUUUGAUGAUCAUAUCAGCAACUCCCAGGAGUCAAGGGAUUUUAAUAUUCGAGGAUGCCGUAUGGCGCAAUGCAUGUAAUGAAACUAUACUUGAUAUGAGUUAGUACUAAUACUUAUCGACGGAUUCGACGCUGCAGUGGAACUAGUGCUAGUAGCCUAGGCCUGUAGGACAGACAUUCCUUCUUUCGGGCGGAAUGGCGAAGAUGAAACCCGCUCCAAACUGCUACGUAGCCACUGGCCAGCUGUCACGACCGCUGAUUAUCUGAGCCAAAACUUUUGGCGACGCAUCACAACUUGGGAAUGUCGGAUCGCCCCCUGCUCGAUGCAGUCAAUUACACUCCGCACUACGGCUCCUCCGAGUCUCGCAGCGGCAGUGACAGUCCCACACUCUUGUACAUCGAUGAGCAGCUGCUGCAGAACAGACCCGUCGUGGAGAAGAGCCUUCUCCGCAAGUUGGACUUGCGAGUAGCCUUCCUGGUUCUGGUUUACAUUAUGAACUAUAUGGACCGUAGUAAUGCAGCUGCGGCGAGGCUGCGUGGUUUUGAGGAGGACCUUAAUAUGAAGGGGAAUCAGUUCAACACACUUAUUAGCAUCCUCUAUGUGGGAUACCUAUUGAUGCAAGCUCCUUCCAACAUUUUCUUAGAUCGCAUGAAAAGACCAUCACUGUACCUCUCAAGCUGCAUGGCAACAUGGGGUGCUAUCACCUUGUUCAUUGGUGCGGUACGAACGUAUCAUGCAGCUUUGAUCUUGCGCUUCCUGCUUGGAUUUGUUGAGGCAGCGUUCUUUCCCGGGGCUGUAUUCCUUCUUUCACGAUGGUACAAGCGCAAUGAACUAGGGCUACGCACAGCGCUUCUUACUUGUGGGAGCUCAGUCAGUAAUGCUUUUAGCGCCCUUGUAGCGUCAGGAAUUUUGGCAGGCCUAGACGGUACACUGGGUUUUACGGCUUGGAGGUGGCUUUUCUUCGUAGAAGGCACUUUGACCAUCACAGUUGCAGUGUGUGCAAUCUGGAUUUUACCAGAUUUUCCUUCAACCCCGAGCAUCUGGCUGUCGCCUGAUGAGCAAACACUGGCGAAACGACGCAUGGAGGAGGACGCUGCGACCGGAAACGACGACCAAGACAAGCCUGUAGAGGUCUUUUCUGGUGUUUCCGAGGCUCUUACGGAUUGGAGAGUAUGGUGGCUUGGCGUUGCCCUUAGUUUGAUGAUCGCCUCCUUAUCAUUCGGCAACUUUUUCCCGACACUAUCUGCUACGAUGGGUUACAACGCAACCAUCAGCCUCUUGCUCUGCGCACCUCCGUGGAUUUUGGGAACUGCGACCUCAUUUUUUGUGGCCAGACACUCCGAUGUAACUGGUGAUCGAUUCUGGCAUAUCGCUGGCCCGCUACUUGUCGGCGACAUUGGGUUUAUGAUUGCCAUCUCUACCAUGAAUACGGCCGUUCGAUACCUAUCACUAUUCUUUAUGACCCAGGCCUCAGUUGCCUAUGUUAUCUUUUUGACUUGGGUAUUGAAUACCUUUUCCCAAUCGCGGUCGAAAUGCGCUGCGGCCAUCGCACUGAUCAACUCGAUGGCAACAUUUGGCAACAUCGGUGCAUCAUACUUCUGGCCGUCCAGUUGGGGACCAUCAUACGUGAACUCAUACCUUAUUUGCAUUUUGACGAGCUUCAUGUCUAUUGCGAUGUGCUGGGCAUUUAGGAAGCAUCUUUCUCGGUGCAACGAAUCUGCUGAAAUAGAAGAACAAGCUCUGGGGCUGCCCAGGGGUUUUAGAUAUAUAUUGUAGCACUACGGUUCGACUGGGGUCGUUGUCACGAGAUUCGUCAGCAGUUCGAUAUCGUAUCUAGUACGUGCAUAAUAGUAUUACACCCAGCUA
Molecule: messenger RNA, 2056 nt
Organism: Suillus clintonianus
Lineage: Eukaryota; Fungi; Basidiomycota; Agaricomycetes; Boletales; Suillaceae
Product: MFS general substrate transporter
Exons: 11
Coding region: 491-1966 (491 amino acids)
Biological process (GO): transmembrane transport
Cellular component (GO): membrane
Molecular function (GO): transmembrane transporter activity
Source: RefSeq, a predicted model, not a curated record